Messenger RNA from Trichobilharzia regenti, 1099 nucleotides. The record is from the annotation of a GenBank genome assembly. Lineage: Eukaryota; Metazoa; Platyhelminthes; Trematoda; Strigeidida; Schistosomatidae.
GUAUAAAUGUUAAUAUUGUCUUACAAAGUGGAAAACAUGAAUGUUUUUAGUUGAGAAAGUCAGAGAUUAUUUAAUUUUGGAUGUAUUGAACAUUGAAUUGAAAUGUAGGUAGAUUUGUUUGUCCUCCUCGGAGUACCGCGAGAAACGUAGAAAUGACCGGGAUGGCUGAAACCGUGAACAAGGAAGCGACAACUGAGCAUAUCAAUGUCAAAGUUCAAGGACAGGAAGGGUCAAUCAUACACUUCAAAAUAAAGAAAAAUACUCCCUUACGAAAGUUGAUGAUGGCUUAUUGCGAUCGACUGGGUUUAAAACAACCUACUGUACGGUUUAUUUUUGACGGAAAUAAUAUUCAUGAUACUGACACUCCUGCAUCGUUGGACAUGGGAGAGGAUGACACUAUUGAAGUUUUUCAGACACAAACCGGUGGCUUUUAAUCACAAGGUCACACCACAGAAUAAUGUAUACAUUUCUGCAUUGCUAUUGGCUCAUCCAUGAACAAUGAUGUACUUGUUAAAUUUUCUAUUACGCAUUUCUCAAUAUCAUUAUCUAUGAAACCAUUUAAGUACAUGCCUGUUUUGAUUUUGUGGAUAUUGGGACAGUUAGCUAAACAUGUAAUGAUGUCAUAUUGUACCCUGUUGGUUGAUUUCAGAGCUUGUAAUGAACUGGUUGACGUGCUGUCAUCUGCAUCCACUAGUUUGUUCAGCAUCCUGUCAGGUUUCGGCUUAAGUUAGUGGCAAUAGUGCUAAGUUAUUCUAUAUUCUCUUAGGUGGAUUUAGAGAGGUUCAUCCGCAAUGUGGUAGGUAACCAUGAAGUAUCGUCCUGACAUUUUUCAGCAUUGUUAAUGGCUUUAGCUGAUGAAAUCAAAAGGAGCACGGUAAAAGUGAUAUUUGGUUUUUUGUAGGAAAAAGGGUGAAUUAUAGUCACUAAGGAGUUGUCUACAUCCUUAUGUGGAGUAGGUGAGUAAGUUUAAAAAGCAUAAUAAUGGUGUAAAUAUAAUUCUUUAUUGAAGAACCGACUUUUCUUUUCCCUGUUAUUAAUCACAGGGUUAGUAAAUUCCAAAAGGCUCCCGUGACUCCAUGACGGCCAUACUAAAAUAUGC